Spodoptera frugiperda (fall armyworm) is the source of this 5096-nucleotide messenger RNA. RefSeq lists its product as uncharacterized. The transcript is spliced from 12 exons. Lineage: Eukaryota; Metazoa; Arthropoda; Insecta; Lepidoptera; Noctuidae. The record is from RefSeq and is a predicted model, not a curated record. Bases 410 to 3184 code for a protein of 924 amino acids.
CUGUCCACAGCUGCACGGCUGGUAAUCUAGUGUGGGCUGUACAAUUAUAACGAUUCCAUGUUAUGUCUGCCUGCUUGUGUAAAAAUGGUAAUAGAGAAAGGCACAUGUGUAUUGUUGGGUUUUUAACAUCAGUUCAUGUGGCGACGCACGGCGCGCCCGCGCCCCUCCGGUCGUCGGCAUCGCCCGAUUAUUUGGUAGUAAUGGUAGUUCCAUCCGCGCCCGUCUCGGAUAUUGACGUGUUUACGAUAAGAUUUUCCUCUGAAGUUGCUUUCAGUUGAGUACUUGAAACUUAAGUGUGGAAUUGUUGUGCAGUUGUUUGUUUGUUUAAGACUAUCUGAGUUGAUGGCAUAGACGAUAGUCUGACUGCUUCUGUUCUAUAAACUUUCAGAACAUGUGAUAUUAAGUUGCCAUGGAAGAGGAGAGCACAGCCUGCCCCGGCGAGGCCGGCCAGCUGACGGUCGACACGCAGACAACUGACGAUGUUCCUAGCACUGAAACAAAACCCGAAGGAGACCUCGCCACUAGUGUUGUAAAUGUAGAUAAUAAAGACGAAAGUGAUGAUAACAAGAAUAAAUGUAAUGGUGAAAACGAAAGUGAAAAUAAAAAAGUAGAGAGUAAAGUUAGUGUUGACACAGUAAAUACGGAAGGCAAGUGCUCCACGCCACUACCCAAGGAACCUUUCAUUGAGCAAGAGCCCGUCGAACCGAGUGAUGAUGCAAGGUCGUUGGGUGACCUAGAUAGCUUGCCAGCAGGAGACGAACUUGCUCUUGGCGCUGCUGGCAGUGACAGCGGAGUAGAAGGCUGUGGUCGUGCGCUCUCUAGUGGCGGUGGGUCCAGGUCGUGCGCUUCUAGUGUAGUCUCAUGUGGCUCUGGCUGCGGUUCUGAAAGCUCGUCACUCGCCGGCGCACCACCGCGUCCACGACGUCGCGUCAAUGUCAACGUCGCUGAGCCGAAACGAAGCUCACCUGUCAACUCGGCAGCGCCACGACCCGUGACGGCGCCGCGCGGCCCCAACCUGGCCACCCGUGAACGGGCUAGGAGUCGAGAAAAACCAACACCUCCUGAAAAGCCGCGACCGCUGACACCUAAACCACGAAUCCGGCCUACAGCUGACUUGCCAAAUCUUGUACGUGAGAGCCCUGCGUUACGUGCAAAACCUACCAAAACCUCGACAGCACGGUGCCGGACACCAAACUCGCCGAGUGAAGAGAAGAGAUGGCCAGCGAAUGGACCGCGGUUGACGACAGUAGCCGACGUUAACGCCACAAGAGCCACAGCCGAUAAAUAUGCGACACUGCCUCGUAGGAGACGUGAUGCGGAACCUGAUGGCUCUCCUAAACACGAGGGCACUCCUCCCUCAUCACGGCGUCCCACCGUCACACGAUCGGCUUCUUCGCGCACCACCAUCAAGACGCGGGUUCGCAUCUACGCAGAGAAGACCUCGCAGACAGUGCUGAACGGCACCGACAUCGAGUCAGCACUAGCGGGGAUUGUGCCAAAUAUUGAAAACCAUGUUGAAGUGUCCCGCUGUCACCGAGGCGUGCAGGCGAGCGCGCGGGAUACUGAGGCGGCGCGGCUGGCGAACGCGCUGGCGGCCGCGGCGGAGGAGCGGGAGCGGCGACAGCGGGCCGAGGCACAGCUGGCGGCGGAGCGGGCGGCGCGCCUCGCUGCCAUCGCCGAGCUGGACCGCAACUCGCAGAGACUGUUGGAACUCGCUGGCGCUGGCGCUGGUGCGGGCGCUGACGGCUGUCUCCGCGCGCUGGAGGAACAGCUGCGCUCUGCAGGCGAGCUGGCGGCCAGGCAGAGCGCCGAGAUAGACGCGCUGCGGGAACAGUGCAAUAAGCUCCACGUUGAGGCGUGCAGCGCCCGCGAGAGUGCUCGACUGGCCGAAGCUCGGCUGGGCGAGGCGGAGCGCGAGGCGGCCGAGAUGCAGGACUUCCUCGCCGCCGAGACUGGCGCGCUCAGCGACUCGCUGCGAGACGCGGAGGCUGAACUCGCCAGGGUUAACGCUGAUCUAGAACGAAGGCGUGCGGAGUGUCGCCAGUUGGUCCGCAUGUGCGAGCAGCGGCGCCAGGAGACGCUGGCGGCGGCGGCGCGGGGCCGCGGCGGGGCGCGCGCGCUCACUGCGCUGGACGCGCUCGGACACCGCCUCGCACGACUCACGCGCGCCGUGCAUCUCGCAUACACGCUGCCGCCCGACCAGGAACCCACCGUCUACCACAACGAACUCUACAGUCGCAGCGACAGUGGCGAGGCGCUGUCCCCCGAGGAGGAGGUGACGGGUGGCGGGCUACUGGCCAACGUGGCGCGCGCCCUGCGACACGUCGCGCCCCCGCCGGCGCCCGCGCCCCCUGCGCCCCCAGUACCACGGGACGACGACCGUUCACAUAUCUCUGAUGAUAACGACAACUCCGCCGACCUGCUCGACUCCGAGACCGAGCCGUGUCUCGUUACUGAUCCUGAAUGCGCUGAAGAAUGGUGGUCAGGCGCAGAAGGUGCUGGCGCGUGGAGCGGUGACGAGUUGUCGCCCGAGAGAGACUUCUAUGUGGAUGACAAAGAGCCGGAGUCAGCCUCAGUGUCGGAGCGCGAGUCGCUGCGCGCGCUGUCGGCGGCCAUAACGGCGCGGCAGCGCUGCGAGGAGGGCGGGGCGCGCGCGCGCGGCGCCGUGCUGCAGCGCGCGCUGUGGCUGGACGCGCGCCUGUCGGCCCUACUGCGGGCGCUGCAACAUGCUGCUGCCGCCGCCGCCGCCGCCGGCGACCCGCACGCCGAGAGACUCGCCACCGCACUACGGGAGAAAAUUGACAUGACAGAAAAGAACGUAGCCGACGUAGUUGUGAAGAAGCUAGCCGAGCUGGAUGCCAGUAAGAAUAUGAUGGACCAGUACAGGCAGUCCGUUGAUCCGCUCAAGAAGCAGCCGGUACAAGCCGAUGAGGAGGAUGAUAUAGAAGCUCUUGAGGAGGAGCUGUCUGCGUGCAGUGAGAGCGAGCGGCGCGCGCUGUACGUGUCGCUGGACGCGGCGCUGUCGGCGCUGGGCGCGGCGCCCGCCCGCUGGCCGCGCCUGGCCGCGCAGCGCGCCCGCCUCGAGCGCCUCGCCUUCGCCCUGGCCGCGCCCCCCGCGCCCCCGCCCGACCCCGCGCCCGCCGCGCCCCCGACCACCCUGGCGCCCCUGCAGAGCACAGCAUAACGCGCAAACACCACGCCUCGCAUUGCUCAACUACACACAGAGCCGACGGACAUGCCGUUUGUCCCAUAUGGGAUGUAAUGGUUUAGUUCCCGGCUCUGAUCAAUUUAUUGAGCUUCCUCCUUUACAUUAGUUAUGCUCUCACGGCACGUGCGACUCUCGUGGCCCCUGAUAAUACUUCCAUUUUGUCAUAUAUUGUAGCUAAGGAUAGUGAAAGACUAGUGUUCAUCGAUUGUAAUGUAUUGCAUUGCGGAGCUUAUGUGUGCCCUCCGCGGAAGUACGUCAUCCGUCCUGCUCAGUCUGCGACUAGAAUAAUAGGACCGACGUGCACGAAGAACGUUGCAAACUUAGAUAUUUGCACUAAAAUUAGGCGUAGAGUGGUUAUUGUUGAAAAACGGUCUAGUCGGAAAAUUGUUCAUGCCCUCUAAAUAGACAAAAUCAAUUGCUUGUAAUUUUACACAAGUGUGGUCUUUGUAUUUGACGAUAAAAAAGUAGGAAUGUUUAAGCAAUAACGUGAAAGUGUGUGUAAAUCAUGUUCGAUGGAUCUCAAUUCGCAAGGACGUACUCCAGAAAUUAUUGAUUCCACUAACAAUGCAAUGAUCAAGUGUCUGACGAUAGAACAACGUAGUGUCAUAUUGUAUACUUUCUCACUUUGGUUUCUGUACAAUUAUUAGAAUAAGCAUUAACAUUUUCAUUCCUAAUUGCAUUUAACGUUUCGUCUCAAUUCUUCAUUGCGAUGACAUUGUAUGGUUUGAAAUCAAAUUACUAAUUUAUAAGUUAACUUUUGUAAUGUUUUGUCCGAGUAGUCUAAGUAUUUUGUUAUCAUGUUUACAUGCCGCAUGCCGCACUGCGAGCUAGCUAUAUUACUGUAUGCAUCGCGUCCACUUCGGUGUCAUCCGUUCCCAUAUUACGACUAAAGUAUUUUAAGUGCCAUUAGUGUUUAGCUCUUGUUGUAUGUAGCUGAUCUUGGGUCUAAUCUACUAUUCACGUAAGCCAAACCUAUAAUUAUGUUACGUCACAAAAAUCGAGUAACCUCCGUCACAUUGCUCCCACCUUUAUGAACUUAAUGCACACGUAACUGUAUCACUUGUACAGCAUUUGUGUCAAUGCUAUGCAAGUCAUACAAGUUGCGACGUAAUGUAUAAAAGACAUCAACCAGACAUCGCAGAAAUUAUAAAUUUUCUAUACAUAUUAUAUUAACUAUGUAAAUAAAAUGGAUGGUACACAAAUAUAUCACAAUAUUUAUUUUUCUGAUCUAGUCAAUAACAUUCGAUAUUUUAAUUCGAUUUACAAUUAAAUAAAUUAUCAGAAAUCUUGUCUUGUAAUUAAAUAUAGGAAUGUAGUUCGAUGCAAUCCAAAUUAAGAUAUAAAAAAUAUUUUGUUGCCUUCAUCGAUUAUAUUUAGGUGACUAUAUCAAGACAAUUAGUUUAUUUAAACUGUACGUAAUGUUCCUACAUUACAGUUUGUGAAUCAAAACGCGUUGCAAGUUAGACAAAAUUGUAACAAAUGAGACUGAUAUUGUAUUUACGUUGAACGAGGUGACGGUCGUGUUGAAGUUUGGUAAAAUGAGUGUUAAGAUGUUGUUUUAGAUAAAUGACUUAUUGCAAGAAAUCUUAAAUAUGUGGCACAUUUACUAUAUCAAAUAUUAUGUGGUAUACUGCAAACGCUUCUAUGUAAAUAGUACAAAAUCAGUUAAAUCGCUUCGUCCAUCCACGUCGCUUGCUUCAGGUGCUAAUGAUACGUAAUCAUUAGGUAUAUACUUAACAAAUUAUUGACAGAAUUUAUUCCAACACCCAACUGCCCAAGUCAGUGGAAUAUAUCAUAGGUGAACUUGAAUUUAUUUUGAAUUAAAUCGAAAAGUAUGCGAUGUAAAUACAUUAGGGUAUGUAAAUAUAAAUAAAAUUAUUGAAAGUCA